CAGCUGUCUCUGAUGGGCAACUCUCUGAUCUGCAGCCGACCACCGAUGCAGACUCUCUCCAGCCCGCCGCAGGCCGAGCACACAGCUAUCCAAAACCCGGUCCAGCUUCCAACUCCCCUCCCGUCAAUGUCCUCGUCCAGCCACAAGCCAGACGCUGUUUCCUCGCAGAGCGCAUUUACCAGUCUGCACUCAGAGGCGCUCUCCGGCAACUGCACAGCCCAGUUCCGGCUUGGGCUCCUCUACGACUUGGGCACCCUAAGCGAUCAGCCAGAGCUGACAGUCGGCAGCGAUCCCGCACACGCCAACUAUUGGUAUCUGCUGGCCGCCAAACAAAAUCACAUUGGCGCCCAGUAUAACCUCGCGCUCAACUAUCAGAACGGAGCGGGCUGCAGCAAGAACCUGGUAAAGGCUUCAAAGUGGUUUCUGAAGGCCGCAAAACUGGGCUGCGUGGAUGCCCAGGUCAACAUUGCCAACUACUACCGGCGAGGAUGGGGCCGGUGUUGCCAGGACAAUGUCGCUUCCAUGGCGUGGUUCCUCCUGGCUGCCCAGAACGGCGAUGCUACGGCCCAGUUUAUCCUGGCCCAAGCGUACCAGCACGGCAAAGGCGGCCUCGCCAUCGAUCUCAUUGAGGCCCACAACUGGUGCCAGCGUGCUGCCGAUCAAGGCCAUCAGCCCGCAAGCCUGUAUCUCGAGCGGCUUGACCAGGACCCAAACGGCGAGGCAACCGACGCUGCCCAUGACCAACAUGAGCCAGAGGACGACUGCGAGUCGUCAAGUGAUUCUGAGAUAGCUUCAGCCGUGAAAGCGUACGAGUUUGUGUCUUGCAGGAUACACAGGGCCGAUGAUCCCGCUCCAGGGUAAUCGGAGCGAUGAGGCGG
Messenger RNA from Polychytrium aggregatum, 878 nucleotides. RefSeq lists its product as uncharacterized. The record is from RefSeq and is a predicted model, not a curated record. Gene Ontology annotation, molecular function: protein binding. Lineage: Eukaryota; Fungi; Chytridiomycota; Chytridiomycetes; Polychytriales. Bases 13 to 861 code for a protein of 282 amino acids. The transcript has 2 exons.